CCAAACGAAUCUAAAUACGAAAUACUGCCACUGUUCGUUCAUCUGUUGAUGGAGAAGCUAAAAUCGCUGAUUCCUGAGGAUCUUCGGGAGACUGUGAGAAGGAGCACCGCCAAUGAUCUUCACUCGUCAUCUUCAUCCCUUCUCCGGCUGUUUCUGGGUCUUCCUCAGUUUCAUCAUGCGGUGAAUGAUUUGGCGGAUUCUGAUUCAGGUUGCUGCGGGAAGGACAAAGACGCAGCUCUUGACUUGAAACGCCGUGGAAAUCACUGCUUCCGCAGCCGGAAGUUCCACGAGGCGUUGCUGUUCUACUCUAAGGCUUUGCGCCUUGCUCCUCCCGACGCCAUUGAUGGUCACAGGAAUCUGCUUGCUUCUCUCUUCCUCAACAGGGCUAACGUCCUCCAUAAUCUGGAUCUUCUUGCUGAAAGCUUACGGGACUGCCAUCGCGCUCUUCGGAUUGAUCCUUUUUACGCGAAGGCGUGGUAUAGGAGAGGCAAACUUAACACAGUUCUUGGAAAUUAUGAGGAAGCAUUUCGUGACUUCACAGUUUCGUUAUCUCUCGAAUCAUCAGUGGAUGGCAAGAAGCAGCUACAAGAUGAAUGUAAGAUCAUUUCAGACCAACGGAACAAGCAAGCGUCAGGACACACUGCAUAUCGUGUAAGCGACUCUGCAAGUUCAGAUUAUCUGCUAAGUGUACCAAGCGAGAUAAAGCUGCGUUGUGUGUCGACAGAAGAGAAAGGAAGGGGUAUGGUCUCAGAAUGUGAUAUUCAACAAUCUACUGUGGUACAUGUCGAAGAACCUUAUAGCGUGGUCAUUUUGAAAAGUUGUCGCGAAACACAUUGCCACUUUUGCCUGAAUGAGUUACCUGCCGAUUCAGUUCCCUGUUCAUCAUGCUCGGUAACUGUUUACUGCUCAGAGCUCUGCCAAUUUCAAUCAGGGGGAAUGGUAUCCAGAGAUGAUAUGGACGGACAUCACGUUUGUCAGAGCCUUCCGGAUGAUCUUUCAGACCAUAUUAAGGGCGUUACUUCAGUUAAUAAUUUAUUUUCUGGGACCGAAUGCAUUCGAGAACAUCAACAUGAAUGUCUGGGAGCCAAUUGGCCUGCAGUACUUCCCUCUGAUGUUGUUUUGGCUGGACGAAUUCUGGUUAAGUUAAUAAAUCAAGGAAAAUUGGCUAUGGAUCUUUCCAACCUUCAAGAGAAUCUGGAUCUUUCACAUAGCUACUCUGAGAUGGAUCCAGAGAGCAAAAUCAACUUCCAUAUAUUUUCCACAGUGUUGUUAUUUUGUCUUAACAAGUCUUUCUGCUCAGAUCUUUCUAUCAAUGGAAUUUCUGUGACUCAGACAAUCAUACUGUUGUCGCAAAUCAAGGUGAACUCCAUAGCAGUAGUCUGCAUGAGAUCUGCUGGUCUUUCUUUUAAAUCCAACCCCUCUGAAAAUAUCCCAGGAAAAGGGCAGAUUCAAAGUUUAGAGCAGAUCAGAGUUGGUCAGGCUCUUUAUAAAACCGGCAGUUUGUUUAAUCAUUCCUGCAAGCCAAACAUCCACGCAUAUUUCCUUUCACGUAGACUUAUACUUCGAACAACAGAGUUUGUUCCAACGGGUUGUCCCCUGGAGCUGUCAUACGGUCCUGAGGUUGGAAUGUGGGACUGCAAAGAUCGCAUUAAAUUUCUUCAAGAUGAGUACUUUUUCCGGUGUCAAUGCCGUGGUUGUUCUUGGAUUAACAUAUCUGAUAUUGUCAUCAAUGGGUACCGCUGUAAAGAUCCCAACUGUACUGGCGUAGUUCUGGAUAGUUAUGUCCCAGGUUGUGAAGCUAAGGAGCUAAAGCAUUUCUCGUCUGCUUCAGAUAUUCAGGCGAGUGAGAUGACAAACACUGAUUUUGGUGAAGUGGCUUCCCUUUUGGUCUCUAAAACUAGAAGUUCCCUUCAGAUAGAACCCGGGAUUUGUCUGAAAUGUGGUUUCCGCUGUGACCUAGAAACCUCUCGCAUGGAAGUGAAAAGAGCUUGGAGUUACAUGAGAAGGCUUGAAGAGUUAACAGAUGCAGAAGGAGCCAAUGUUUCUGCACUCUCAGAUUACUUGAGGUCUCUCAAAGUGCUUAGAUCUUUCUUGCAUAUGUAUAACAAAGGCAUUGCUGAAGCAGAGGACAAGGUUGCACAGGCGUGCUAUUUGGCUGGAGAUCUGGAAGGUGCAAGGAAGCACUGUGAAGCUUCCAUUAAGAUACUGGAGAGGCUGUACGAGGAGGAUGAUCACAUCGUGAUCGGGAACGAACUGGUGAAGCUGUCGUCGAUUCAGGUUGCAUUGGGUGAUUCGAGUGGAGCAAGUGAGAGCAGAGAGAGGGUGUGUCGGAUAUUUGGAAAGUAUUAUGGGUCACAUUCUCAUAUUCUCUUCUCUUAUCUGAAGCAGGAAGCUCCCAAAGCUGUGGUCUAAAAAAUCUUGUCAUCCUGUUGGUUUUGUUGUUGCUGCGCCGUUAAACCUUUCUCUUGUGUCUUUCUUGUUCAAAUUCCGAAUGGAUUAUGGAACGGGAAACAGUGAAAUCAGCUCUUUUUUUACUUUUAACAAAUGUUAUUAUACAUUUUUUAUUUUCUGUAUUUUAUUCCUCAUUUUUUUA
Tarenaya hassleriana is the source of this 2593-nucleotide messenger RNA. Its product is annotated as SET and MYND domain-containing protein 4. Gene Ontology annotation, molecular function: protein binding. Lineage: Eukaryota; Viridiplantae; Streptophyta; Magnoliopsida; Brassicales; Cleomaceae. The transcript has 14 exons. Bases 49 to 2412 code for a protein of 787 amino acids. The record is from RefSeq and is a predicted model, not a curated record.